GGAGCAGUGGGACCAGGGGCAAGGGGUGAGGGGAGAAGGGCAUGGGUAUCCUGAAGUUCCCUGCCAGAGAGAGCAAGGUUUGUGUGAGAGGCACGACCAGGAAGGAGGGCCUGGCUAAAGGGGCAAAGCCUAAAAUGUCCAAUUUCCUUUCCUGGCAUAAAGCCAGUUUCUUGCUGGAAGUGGAUGAGGGGAAGGGUUGGGGGAGAAGAGAGGCUGGCACCCUAUUAGCAGAAAAGUGCCCCUUCUCCACUCCCCCUCUACUUCCUGUCCCCUUUCCUCCACUGCUGGGAUAGCCCCUGCCCUCCUUCAACCCAGGGCUCAGCCCCCUAGGAAAGCAUAGACUGGGGUUUUGAGAAACUGCCUUCCACACCUGUCUGCCCACCACCCCUAUCUGUUCCCCUAGAAGGGGCCCCAGGGGAUCCUCUCGGGCAGUGUGGGGAACAGUCCAAUACAUCAGGAGUUGUCAUUUGCUCCAGAGAUGGCAGUAUGUAGAAAUGGGGGUCCCACUGGGGUGUUGGGGUGCCACCCAGGUAAGGUGUCUUGGUUGUAAACAGUCAUUACAGCCAGGAAUUUCUUUCUCCGCUGUGGUGUCAGAAGGGCAGACCUGAAAAACCUGCUGGGCCCGCCGCCUUUGGGUGUGUGUGUGGGGGCCCUUUGCAGCUCUUUCACUGCAGUCCAUCCUCAGAGAGGACAGGGACACAGGGUCACCAGUGGGGAGACCCAGGGGCUGGUUAGGAGUGUGUUGGGGAGGGAACUGCUGGGAUCCCCUCUUUCUCACCACCCUUGGGUGGGAACCAGGCUGCCCCAGGCCAGUGUGUAGAGGGUAGGCGAGUGGAGGCAGAGGCUUGGGAGCGGGUGUGAGAGUGUGGGGGUGUGGGGCGUUGACCUGUGUCUAACCUGCCUGAUGACCCCAUGACUCAGGCCCUAGCUAUGUCCCUGAAGUCAGGCUGACAGGGUGUGGAGUCGGGGUUCCUGUCUGGACCCCGUGUGGACUUCCAGGAUGCCACAAGCUCUACAAGCUCCCAGGGAAGGAAGGCAGAGGGAGAUGGAAGGAAGAUGAAGCAGCCCAGUAUGGGAUGUAGGAGUGAUCCUGGUGAACGGGCCCACUGGGGAGGAGUUGAAGCUCCUGUUGGGGUUAAGGAAGGUUUAGGGGAGCCCUCCUCAAACCCAAAUGGGAGCUGGGGAAGAAGGAACCCCUGGAGCCAAGGAGCAGAGGAAUCGAAGCUGGGACCUCAAGGAGAGCCUGUCAUGCCAGAUAGUGUCAGACCUUGGAAGGUGGCUGUUGCCUGGAGGUGCAAAAUAGCUUUAGGGACUGACCCCACCCCUGAUUUUGAGGAUGAGGAACCCCUGCUUUGUUGGAGGAGCAUAGUCCCCAAGAGGUGGGUGAGAGGCCCGCUGAGAAACUGCUGGCACCUUAUUAGCAGCUUGGCCAUGUACUCCAAGAUACACAUGGGGAAGGGGCUUGAACCCACCCCACCAAGGCUGCCUGGGUCUUCUCCACACCCGGCCACCACGUAACGACAAGCUGGGGACGGCGGAGGCAGGUAGAGAUGGAACCUCCGUAGCCUCAGGAGGUCCUCCCAGUUGCCUGCUGCCGAGGUCAGACCAGGUGGUGGGAGGUGAUGUCACCUAGCUGCCCAGCUGGGGACUGAGCAGGCUGUGGGAGGGAGGGAGCAAACUCCAGAGGAAGGGAUGAGGGCAGGCCUGGCAACCAGCCAAGGCCAGCUCCGUGGUCAGCCAGGGUGUCUGGGGCAGAGAAGGAGGCAGUCGCUUGUUAUCUGCAGCUGUGGACUUUGCCACUCCCAGUCCUGGCAGGGUGACUUCCCUAUGCCUGUGCGGGACAGGCUGGCAUGCUGGGUGGGGCUGGAUGGGUCCUGAGGCCAAGCGAACGCUUUUGCUGCUGCACCAGGGCCACAGGAUGGAGUUGGGACAAGGAGCAACUCACAGACCUUGCAGUCAUUCAUUUAUUCACCCAGCAGACACUCCCUGAGCACUUGCCGUGUACCCGGAAGUAUUCUGAAUGCCAGAGAUACUGAUACAUUUUCUGUUCUCAUAAAGGCAAGACUCCUGACCGUGGCCCAUGGGCCUCUGAGGUGUUGUAAGUCCGCCCAGCUCCCCACUUGCUGUGCUCCCACUCAAUGGGAAGGGAACCAAGGUACCCGGGCCUUGACAUUGGCACAGAAUCUGAGAGGGCCUUGUCCAGCCAUCAGUCACGGCAUCCUGACAGCUUCAGGAUGGAAGUCAAAGGUCAGCUGAUCAGCUCUCCCACCUUCAACGCCUCAGCUGCCCUGUUUGGAGAGGCUGCCCCCCAGAUGAAGUCAGAGCGUCUACGGAGUCUGCUCGACCGGCAGCGGGCCCUGCAGGAGGCCCUGAGCCUGAAACUUCAGGAGCUGCGGAAAGUGUGUCUUCAGGAGGCGGAGCUGACUGGCCAGUUGCCCCCCGAGUGCCCACUGGAGCCUGGUGAACGACCCCAGUUGGUCCGCCGGCGCCCCCCUGCAGCCCGCGCCUACCCUCCACCGCACCCCAACCCAGCACACCACUCCCUGUGCCCCGCCGAGGAGCUGGCGCUUGAGGCCCUGGAGCGGGAGGUGUCUGUGCAGCAGCAGAUCGCCGCAGCUGCCCGCCGCCUGGCCUUGGCUCCCGAGCUCAGUGCCGAGCAGCGCCGGCGCCGGCGCCAAGUCCAGGCAGAUGCCCUUCGGAGGUUGCACGAGCUGGAGGAGCAGCUUGGGGAGGUUCGGGCCCGCCUUGGCCUCUCGGGGCUCCCGCCAUCCCAGCCCCUGCCCCUGUCCACCGGAGGAGCCGUUGUCACCACCCAGGGAGUCUGCCUGGGCACGCGCCUCGCUCAGCUCAGCCAUGAGGACGUAGUUCUGCACUCGGAGAGCAGCUCCCUCUCAGAGUCUGGGGCCAGCCACGAUAAUGAGGAGCCCCGUGGCUGCUUCCCUCUGGCUGAGCGCCCCUCACCACCCAAGGCCUGGGACCAACUGCGGGCAGUCUCUGGGGGCAGCCCUGAGCGGCGAACCCCAUGGAAACCACCCCCAUCAGAUCUUUAUGGGGAUCUGAAGGGCCGGCGAAACUCCGUGGCCAGCCCCACCAGCCCUACACGCUCCCUGCCCAGGAGUGCCUCCAGUUUUGAGGGGCGAAGUGUGCCUGCUACUCCCGUCCUCACCCGGGGCGCUGGCCCCCAGCUCUGCAAACCCGAAGGCCUCCAUUCUCGCCAGUGGUCCAGCAGCCAGGACUCCCAGAUGGGCUUCCCACGGGUGGACCCUGUCUCCGACCGCACCUCCCUCUUCGCAGCUCGCACCCGCCGCAGCAAUAGCUCCGAGGCCCUGCUGGUGGACCGGGCAGCGGGUGGGGGAGCUGGCUCCCCGCCGGCACCUCUGGUUCCCCCUGCCACCGGUCCCCCAGUCUGCAAGAGCAGUGAGGUGCUAUAUGAGCGCCCCCAGCCAAUCCCCGCCUUCUCCUCCCGCACUGCUGGCCUCCCAGACCCUCCCCGCGCUGCCCGGCCCAGCUCAGCCGCGCCGGCCUCCCGCGGGGCCCCCCGGCUCCCACCCGUGUGUGGGGACUUCCUCUUGGACUAUUCCCUGGACCGAGGCCUGCCUCGCGGGGGCGGCGGAACAGGCUGGGGGGAGCUGCUGCCCACAGCUGAGGUUCCAGGACCCCUCUCCCGCCGGGAUGGGCUCGUCACCAUGCUCCCAGGCCCACCGCCUGUGUAUGCAGCUGACGGCAACAGCCCCCUCCUCCGCAGCAAGGACCCCCAUAGCCGUGCCCCCCGCACCAAGCCCUGUGGUCUGCCCCCGGAGGCCGCCGAGGGCCUGGAGGCGCAUCCCAACCCUCUGCUGUGGAUGCCCCCACCCGCCCGUAUCCCCCCAGCCGGUGAGCGCAGCGGCCACAAGAACCUUGCCCUGGAGGGGCUGCGGGACUGGUACAUCCGGAACUCGGGACUGGCCUCGGGGCCCCAGCGCCGGCCUGGGCUCCCCCACAUGGGCCCGCAGCACCCGCCCUUCCUCCAUGCCCGCUGCUAUGAGGUGGGCCAGGCACUGUACGGGGCCCCCAGCCAGGCGCCGCUCCCGCACUCGAGGAGUUUCACGGCGCCCCCUGUCUCCGGCAGAUACUACGCGGACUUCCUGUACCCCCCGGAGCUGAGCGCUCGUUUAAGUGACCUGACGCUAGAGGGGGAGCAGUCAUCCGCUUCUGACCCCCAGACCCCAGGAACACUGGUCUGACCCCUUCUGACAUGCCCCUUAUUGGCCUGGGCAAGACUCCAGUUUGGGGAGCGCACAGCUGACCUCGCUGAGCCCUGGGAUAGGGUUGCUGUCACUCCUGGAGGUGGGCACCAACCUGAUCUUCCAAGGCCCCCGGCUCCCCGUGGGCCCAUAACGGUUGUCUGACACCCUGUAUCUCCUUUCAUGCUGUGCUGGGGACUGGGGGCCCUCCGCCAGCUUAAAAGAGAGGAGGUGAUGUAAUGGAGACUCCAAGCCCCUUCCUCCAUUUCUGUUUACAGUUGUGAUUUAGGUAUUCACUGUCUUCCCCCAACACUAGACAUUUUAUAAAAAGGGAAACUGUGAUCUCAUCCUGGUUGGGUUCAUUCCUGUCCCUGUGCCCAGCCUGCUCCAUUCAGGAACCCCCUCCACAAAAUGGACCAGAUAGGGUCUUGAGGCCCAAUUUAGGGCAGUCAGGAGACUGAUGUGAACAGAACUCCCUGCCACCCACCCACUGGGACAAUUUUUUCUUGGCAGAGGUGCCCACAUUUGGAAGGAAUGAAGUCUCUGCCCACAUGUGGAAGGACUGAAGUCUGGGUGGGAGGCUUGGGUUCAUUUUCCCUUCCCCAGGGGUGCCUGCAAGUGCCCCAGACCCUGUCUGUCUGUGCCCGCUGCCUCUGCCCACAGAAUCAGAUGGCUCAGCCUUUGGUGGCAGCCUCUGCCCUCUUCCCAAUUGGGAAGCCCCACAGGAGGACCAAAGGGCAGAGCCAUUGGGUGUUGUGUGUCCUAGAAUGCUGUGGUGGUGGAACCUAGCAUCUAGUAGAUGCCAAUGAAAUCCUCAAGUGACGUCUUGCCACUGGCUCCAUCACAUCUUCCCUGGCUUUCCUUCCAUCCACCACUUUUUAAAAAAUCCACACAAGCUGUGUUUUCUAUGAUACCUUUCUGUGACUUUCUGAAGCUGGGGGUUCCUCUACCCCUUUAGCUGGUGUGAAAACUUUUCUUUUUGUACCAAUGGAUCUGGACCCAAAACACUACCCACAUUGGAAGGGGAUUUCUAUAAUAAAUGUGUAAACUGAACCCA
Odocoileus virginianus texanus is the source of this 5280-nucleotide messenger RNA. NCBI's taxonomy places the organism in Eukaryota, Metazoa, Chordata, Mammalia, Artiodactyla, Cervidae. The record is from RefSeq and is a predicted model, not a curated record.